This is a messenger RNA of Melampsora larici-populina 98AG31, 420 nucleotides long. RefSeq lists its product as uncharacterized. NCBI's taxonomy places the organism in Eukaryota, Fungi, Basidiomycota, Pucciniomycetes, Pucciniales, Melampsoraceae. The transcript is spliced from 2 exons. The record is from RefSeq and is a predicted model, not a curated record. Bases 1 to 420 code for a protein of 139 amino acids.
AUGGUGCUUGAAGUGGGAAUCGACUCGGCUGGGAUGAACAAGGAGGAGCUGGUCACGACCUGCCGCAUUUACACAGAUCUGAUUAUACCACCACCCCUUCCGCCUGUACAUCAAGACCAGCUUGGAAAAACGGCAUCAACAUCAAGAGUACAAUCUACCUUCCAAAUCCAACCUCAUGAAUCCAGCCAAGGUAAGUUGGUUCCGUUGGUAUGCUUGCUGAUGGAGAAGCAAGCAUCUGAUACUACUAUGAGUCAUCCUCCAGCCGGUCCUAGCCAGUCAAGUAGAGCACAUCCACCCGCAGUCAAAAUGGAGUCCUCAACUGUGGUGACUACCAAUCUUGACAUCAGUGGCACACCAAAUCCUGAGCCAAAUCAAUCAAUGUCACCACCAUCUUCAAACCUCAAGAAAGGAAAGGGUUGA